UGAACCCAUAUAGCAUCAACCCCAAAACCAUUGUGAACCCCGUUUUACCCAUAAGUGACGUAUUACAAUGUAAUCUAAUUCAGCUUUCUCUUCCAAUUCCCUCCUCACAGCGUGCUAUCGGGACGCACGUAUCUCGACCUACCACUUUUACAUUAUUAUAACCUUAAUUUUCUUUAACUUUGAUGUUAGCGAGUAAUAUUGCACAUUUUCUGUCGUUUGUGACUAUUUUCUUCAAUCUGGGUGGAAUAAUUACAUCCCGUUAUUUUAUCAAUUUCUUGAAACUUAGAACCGUUGAUAUUUGGGGAUAAUAAGGAAAACAUCUCUUUUAUUAGCUACUCAACUGUCUCCUCAACAUCCAAAUAACUUCACCCAAAAAUCUUAAAAUGUCUCUGAGCCUUUCCUACGGCCCUGCAAAACUCGAUACUACUGGCACUGGCGACGGGUUGGAGCAUUACGAUCAAGUAUGUGCCAUCUCCCAAGCGGCCAUCAACAAUGCUUUCAUCAAGCUUUUCGAAAAGCAGCCGCUUGCAGCCCGAUCAGUGCAUUGGGAAAAUGAGAGUGUUUUUGAUGGCCAAUUGGUAGCUACAAUGCUGCCUCCUCAAAUAGGUAAACAACAACUUCGAAUGCUGUUCCUAGAUCAUUAAUGGACGUAACGUCUAAUGGAACAUAAAAGUUUUAUGUUUCGGCGGCUCUGUCAUAAAAUUCCUCAAAAAUCGAAUACUAAAUUUGUCAUUUUGCAGAGCUUGACGUGGAAUCUGGGGAUAGCGCCAAAUUUCUACUCCAACUUUGCUUCGACCAAGGGAGAAUUUUCCUUGGGCAAAACACCUAUCAGACGAUCGAUGGUUGGGUGAUCGCUCUCUCACUUUCUUUCGAAGAUUGUCUAAAUGCAUCAAGUGGAGAUCUUGCCUUAGCGGCGACUUUGGAAGACUUGGAAGAGGACGUUGUGUUCAAAUCCGAUAAGCCGACUAAGAUAAUUCCCGGAGAAUACUCCAUUCACCGGCUGUUCGCUGCCAUUGCUGGUCAGUUUUUGUACUUUGUACAAGUAGUGCUGUCCAAGGCUAAUUUCAUCCACAGAUCUCAGCUGGGGAAGCAUUAUAUGGGAGCGCUCAUACUUGACACAAACUAAUAAGCAGAAGCUCUAUCUUGAUCAAUGGGCUCGAAAUCCUGCCAAUAAUGCUCUAUACAAUGAGGUUCAGCAAUGUCUGAGAGAAUGGACCUUGGAAAACAAGCUCGCGUCCUGUUUCACGCAAGGAAUGUUGUUGAAAGUCCCCAAAGCAAAAGGUUGGUUCGCUUUCAACGAUUAUUAUCAUGGCUGACUUCUCUCAAGUUAGCAACAACAAGGUAACUUUCGGUAAGUCUCAUCUGAGAGCCUCUUAAUCCAGUUGUAUUCUGACCGUGAGCCUAGCUGCGAGAACACUUCGAUUGCAGAAUUACCCUUAUAUCGACGAGGGGAAACAGAUCAAAUUAUCAAGUGCUAAGCAAGUGAUGAAGGGUGUAAAUGGAAGCCCUUAUAACUGCCUCUGCUUUUGUGAAGUUGUUGGAAGCAGAGUUGACCUUCCCAGAACCAAAUUUUUGCCAUUUUCUGUAAGUGGUUAUCCGAAUGAUAUCAAUCUGGUAAAUCAAUAGAACCAUCAGGCUGACCUUUUGGCACAGGGUAACCUAGCAGGGCCUAGUAAAGGUACAGGUGGUGAGUACUUGGGAACUUUCGUUCUUGACCACCGUCUUUUCGCCGGAGGAAAUAAGUUGCUAUCGCAAUUGCAAGAGCUUUGCCUUGCAAUGCAGACAAUCCCUCUUAAUCCUGGAGUGAGAAUCGGCGGUAAUUACUUACCGUCUGGCCGGCGACUUCGCGUAGUCGGCAACACGGCAGAUUUUACGGCUGGAAAGCCGUAUCGUUGGGAGGAACUAAGAAAUGAUACGGGAGCCGCUACUCGUAUUCUUGUGGAUGUUCCGAAGAGGAAGUCUAAAACUUCGUCCUUGUCGAAAAUCACAAUCGAAGCUGGACCACAAACGACAGCGUUCAAGGUGAGCGGAUUGUAUGGCUAUAGCCGUCGGAGUGAAUUCUCAAGGCAAGUAAUGCAUCCCUCAUCUUUAGAGUAGGGGUUAACAACAUAAAGCCUUGUCAUUAGUGAUAUUGCUCCCUGGACCUUCACUAUAAGCAUAAACGGUUCCCAGGACACAGCAGGUAAUCUCGGAGUUCUCAACAAUAUCAGUGCCAUAUUUGCAGGGUGCAAUACAGAGAAGGAUCCAUAUACUGGAUUGGAUAUCCUCAUACCCAAUGAUUUAUCCGUCAAUCUUGCUGGAAACCCGUCAGAUCCAACAUGGAUUCUGAUACGGACAGCGAUGAAGAUCAAUAUCGGCAGAGCUCUAGCAAAAAUGGCGAGCGAUUUUAAACCAUUUCAAGGAAUCAACAAGUUCAUAUAUCCAGGUAACGGUGAGCUCGAAUUCGGACCAACUAUGUUGAAUGAAGAUAUGAAUAUAUUUUCAACUGUUGAUUUCUCGUAAGCAUAGACCCUUCCUCCCUAAACUGACCUAUUUACUACCAGAAUACUAAAAAUAGCUUAGUUUAAAAGAAAGCCGAGUUAUUUGGCCAGUCCCAGAAGCAGAGAGCCUUGGAAACAAAGCGCCCGAUAGCGCGUAUAUUUCCGAUACCUCUGUGACUACUGAUACUCCGCAUCUGACUUGGACAUCUCUUGUGAACACAUACGAUACCUCCUCGCAAACCAUAAAAGUCACCUUGACAGGUUUGAAUAACUCGAAUGAUGCAAUGGCAUUCAAGUACGUUUCCGCGCUUUGCUUGAAAAUGAAAGCUUUGGACGGAAAAACAUUGUUUGCAACUGGACCGGAGCACUGGACAGCAAAGGAUGUGUCUAAUGCCACGUCUACCAAUACCUGGUCAAUUUUUACUACGAAAAUCGACCAAGCACUUAAUUUGAAGGCAGGGAAUCUCGAUAGCGGCCUCCAAUUCACCAUGUUCCCUAAAGUACUCGGUACCGCACAUGAUGGUACGGAUUUGCCCACUAAAUUCAUAAUACCUCCCAAGGGCUCCUUCUCAUUGGAACUAAGCGGAGCAGUUUCCACAAAAGAUAAUGCAGGUCUCUAUAUUAUGCAGAUAGAUGAAGUGUGGACAGGUAUCAGACCAAGCAGGCCGGUCCAAGGACGGGCAAGUACAUUUUUGGUGCUGGAACUCAAAGCGGAUGGCCAGCAUCCGGCUCCCUAUCCGGUCACUCAAGCGGUAGCUGAUCAAUCAAGAGGAGUAUCUCACACUUGAUCGCCUGCUGGUAGUGCAAGAUGGCAUUUGUAGGGUAUUGGGGUAACUCUUAACUUAUGACUAUCUGGUAUUGUGCUUCGGGCCUUUGUGGCUGGUUUUGUCAACUACAAAAUUUGAUUGCCACGUACAAUACCUCUUUAUUUUCGAAUGAUAAAACUUUUCUUCUAUGAAUGGCGUCUUUCUGACAGAA
This is a messenger RNA of Sclerotinia trifoliorum, 3458 nucleotides long. NCBI's taxonomy places the organism in Eukaryota, Fungi, Ascomycota, Leotiomycetes, Helotiales, Sclerotiniaceae. The record is from the annotation of a GenBank genome assembly.